AUCUUCCUGACGUGAUGCCCUAUGAUCAGCCGACUGUCCCCGUUCUCAGAUAAUAGUUGUGUUUUCUGGAUAAUUGGUGGGGAGUCGAUCCCCUCUGCGACAGAGUUGGAAGAUACGAAUCUAUAAAAGAACAUUGCAACAUUGUUCCAGUUUCAGUUGCGUGUGAUUCUGUGCAUGUGAAGAACAAUGUUCUCAACCAGGUAUGAUAGUGAUCAGAAAAUCUGGAGUGGGCGGCAUUUGGCGCCAUUUCACCAUGAGAGCGUCUCCCUGGGACGAGCCAUCUACUACAACUUGUCCUUCAAUCGCAAUGUUGUGGGUCAGAUAAGUGCAGAAACAGGAUUAACUGUUACAAAUGGUGAAAUUUGUGAUCAAAUGCUCGCGAUCGCCAGUAACUUAGCGGUUAGAGGGGCUAAGAAGGGUCAGGUGAUCGCGAUUGUGGCAAAGAAUGGACCAAAUAUUGCACCAGCAACAUUUGCCGCCUUCUUUCUCGGAAUUGCCGUCAACACCCUCGAUCCCAAUUAUUCAGUUGACGAGAUCAGCCACAUGCUCAGACAGACGCAACCCUGUAUUGUCCUCUGUGAUCGUGAAAACUACCCCAAUGUCCAAAGUGCAAUCCAAUCGAUGAAAAGUACAGCCAGAAUUAUUAAUUUUGGCCUGAGGAUUGAAGGUGUGGAAAAUAUUGAAGAUUAUUUAGUGCCAACUGGAAAAGAAGAAGCUUUAACUCGAGAAAUUGUGGACGUCGAUGGAAGCACCUGUGCUGUUAUUCUCUGUUCUUCCGGAACUACAGGCAUGUCCAAAGGAGUCAGUUUGACUCAUCAGCAUUUCCUGUACAUGAUGUCCUAUCCCGUAUUCGUUGAUUGUUAUCACAAUGGCAUAAUGCUAUGCUUCAGUUCACUUUACUGGCUUUCUGGGAUGGCUCAUCUCCUGCUAACAACAUUUCUGGGAAUGACCCGAGUCAUCACAACCGAAACAUUCAAUGUUGACCUGUGCUUGGAUAUAAUCCAAAAGUAUCAGGUCACUCAUCUUAUCACAGCACCAGUUCAGCUGGCCGGUAUCCUGAGCCACAAAUCCCUCUCACCUACCUCCCUGGCCUCUAUUCGCGAGUACAUGGUUGGCGGUAGUGUCGUGCCGAAGGACAACUGGUUGAAGAUACAGGCCUACAUGCCAAAUGGCUCCAUCAAGAUUGUCUACGGCAUGAGCGAAGUGGGAUAUGCAACGUGCCAGGAGUACCGAUCAACCAAAUAUUCAACCGGGAAGCUCGCCCCGGACCUUCAGCUGAAGAUUGUAGGAGAUGAUGGUCAAAAUUGUCCACCAGGGCAGACCGGAGAAAUUUGUUUCAAGCCACGCUUCAAAUUCAUAAGAUAUAUCGGGAACCCUGAGGCUACGAAUGAGAUAGUGGAUGCAGAUGGAUGGGUGCACAGCGGUGACAUUGGAAUGAUGGAUGCUGAUGGCGAUCUGCAGAUUGUUGAUCGCAUGAAGGAGAUCCUUAAGUACAGCAACCACCACGUGUCACCUUCUGAGAUUGAAGAGAUCAUCUUUAGUCAUCCGGAGGUGGAGUAUGUGGCUGUUGUUGGGGUUCCUGAUGCUGUGUUUACGGAUCUGCCAGCGGCUAUGGUGGUGCGCAAGGAAGGCAGCACCGUCACCGAGAAGGAGAUCAGUCAGCUUGUGGCAUCUCAAUUGUCAAACCCCAAGCACUUACGUGGUGGAGUUUACUUUGUCAACAAGCUGCCACUGACGCCAUCUGGGAAAGUGAUCAAGAGGAAGGUGAAGGAGACGGUGAUAGAGCUCUACAAAGCCCGACAUCAGUGAUCUGCUUUGCGUUUCACGCCAUGGCCGCUCUGUCCCUUCUGUGCGCCAUCUUUCUUGUCACUUCCUUCCCACAGGCUGUUCCUCACAAAACGCCCCGCCACCGGAACAUUUAACCGUGGCAUCAGUGUCUUUUUAUCAUGAAUUUGCUUUUGACGCAUCAUCGCUUCGCGUACUCGAGCCAAUUCAUGCUUAAUUGUGUGCUGAAAUACCAAAUCGAAAUAUGCUUGUUUUCCUCAUAACCUCAAAAUAUUUGCAUGAAACGUUUUAGUUUUAUUAGAAAAUUAAAUAAAAGUUUUAUCAAGGC
Messenger RNA from Phlebotomus papatasi, 2113 nucleotides. RefSeq lists its product as uncharacterized. Gene Ontology annotation, biological process: fatty-acyl-CoA biosynthetic process; long-chain fatty acid metabolic process. Gene Ontology annotation, molecular function: long-chain fatty acid-CoA ligase activity. NCBI's taxonomy places the organism in Eukaryota, Metazoa, Arthropoda, Insecta, Diptera, Psychodidae. The record is from RefSeq and is a predicted model, not a curated record. The coding region runs from base 187 to 1809 and encodes 540 amino acids. The transcript has 3 exons.